Molecule: messenger RNA, 4161 nt
Organism: Cavia porcellus (domestic guinea pig)
Lineage: Eukaryota; Metazoa; Chordata; Mammalia; Rodentia; Caviidae
Gene: Morc3
Product: MORC family CW-type zinc finger 3
Exons: 17
Coding region: 151-2967 (938 amino acids)
Cellular component (GO): nucleus; PML body
Molecular function (GO): zinc ion binding; ATP hydrolysis activity
Source: RefSeq, a predicted model, not a curated record
CAAGUCACUGCCUGGAGGCGGAAACAAGUGGGAGCGGCCCGAGUUAGUCCCGCCCCGGAAGUAGGUGAAAGCCGCGCCCUCUAAAGUCGCCCGGCCGUCUUUCACUUGGAUUGCGGCUGCGGCCGGUCCUGGCUUUGUAGCGCGCUCAAGAUGGCGGUGCAGCCAUCAAGCGGGAUCCGCCUCAGCGCGCUUUGCCCGAAGUUUUUACACACAAAUUCUACUAGUCAUACCUGGCCGUUCAGUGCAGUUGCUGAAUUAAUAGAUAACGCUUAUGAUCCUGAUGUGAAUGCUAAACAGAUAUGGAUCGACAAAACAGUGAUAAAUGACAAGAUCUGCUUGACAUUUACUGAUAAUGGGAAUGGCAUGACAUCAGAUAAGUUACACAAAAUGCUCAGCUUUGGCUUCAGUGACAAAGUUACCAUGAAUGGUCAUGUCCCAGUUGGAUUGUAUGGGAAUGGCUUCAAGUCAGGUUCUAUGCGCUUGGGUAAGGAUGCAAUGGUUUUUACCAAAAAUGGAGAAAGCAUGAGUGUGGGCUUCCUAUCACAGACCUACUUGGAAGUCAUCAAAGCAGAACAUGUGGUUGUCCCGAUCGUUGCGUUCAACAAGCACCGGCAGAUGAUUAAUUUAGCAGAAUCAACAGCGAGCCUUGCUGCAAUUCUAGAACAUUCUCUGUUUCCUACGGAACAGAAGCUGCUGGCAGAACUUGACGCAAUUAUGGGUAAGAAGGGGACACGCAUCAUCAUUUGGAAUCUUAGGAGCUACAAAAAUGCUACAGAGUUUGAUUUUGAAAAGGAUAAAUAUGACAUCAGGAUUCCUGAGGAUUUAGAUGAGACCACAGGGAAGAAAGGGUACAAGAAGCAAGAGAGGAUAGACCAGAUUGCCCCCGAGAGUGACUAUUCCCUGAGGGCUUAUUGCAGUAUAUUAUACCUAAAGCCAAGGAUGCAGAUCAUCUUGCGUGGACAGAAAGUGAAGACACAGCUAGUAUCGAAGAGUCUUGCCUACAUUGAACGUGAUGUUUAUCGACCUAAAUUUUUAACUAAAACAGUGAGAAUUACUUUUGGAUUCAACUGCAGAAAUAAAGAUCAUUAUGGGAUAAUGAUGUAUCACAGAAAUAGACUCAUCAAAGCUUACGAAAAAGUUGGAUGUCAGCUAAGGGCAAAUAACAUGGGUGUUGGAGUAGUUGGAAUUAUAGAGUGUAAUUUCCUGAAGCCAACUCAUAAUAAGCAAGAUUUCGACUACACUAAUGAGUACAGGCUUACAAUUACAGCACUAGGAGAAAAACUGAAUGAUUACUGGAAUGAAAUGAAAGUAAAGAAGAAUUCAGAAUAUCCUCUAAGUUUGCCAGUUGAAGAUAUACAGAAACGACCCGACCAGACAUGGGUUCAGUGUGAUUCCUGUCUAAAGUGGCGAAAAUUACCAGAUGGGAUAGAUCAACUUCCAGAAAAAUGGUAUUGCUCCAAUAACCCUGACCCACAGUUCAGAAAUUGUGAUGUUCCCGAAGAACCUGAAGAUGAAGACUUGGUACAUCCCACAUAUGAGAAAACCUACAAAAAGAACCACAGGGAAAAAUUCAGGAUCAGACAGCUGGAAAUGAUCCCUCAGAUUAACGCUGAGCUGUUGCACAGGACAACUUCUGUGCCCCGUCAGAGUUUUUCUCCUGCAAAAGAAAGUGUUCCAAGAGCACACUUUCCAGAAGUCGCGAAUUCUUACCCUACAAGAAUUCUGAACAAUCAUCGCGUUUCACCCCAGUCCGACCCUGAGAACAAUGGCCCGAAACGGAAACUUCCUCGUUCCUCAAUUUUGAAUGCAAAGAAUCGGCGAUUGAGUAAUCAGACAUUUGAAAAUUCUUUUAAAAAUGAUGAUGAUGAUGAAGAUGUCAUCAUCUUAGAAGAAAAUAGCACUCCCAAACCUGCCAUAGACCUGGACACAGAAGCCAAGCCGGAACAGAGUCACAUUAAACAGGGCGGCCUUCAGGUUGAGAUUGUGGACGACGCCGAACUCCAGGACCACAGCGGUUCCACAGACACCUCCUCCCCGAAGUGCGAUCAGGGCACUGCUGCAGCCACCCAGACCGAGCCGCCAGCUUUAAUGGUUAAAAAGGAGGAGACUGUUGAAGAUGUGAUAGACUCGAGGAAUGACACAGUGAUGCUACCUGUCCCCGGGGAUGCUGGUGCGCAGAUGCAGGACGUACAGGAAACCGUUGACAAGUCUGUGGACAGUGCUAGCUGUCAGUUGCAGGUACUGAGGAACGAACUCCUUCUGGUCACCCAAGAGAGGGACAGCUGUAAGAGACAGUGUCACAUGCUUACUGACCAAAUCAAAGUAUUGCAGGAGAAGAUCCUAGCAGUGAACGACAAAUGUGUCAAGAAGGAAGUUUGCCAUCAGUCUAUGGAGACUGAUCCAGUAUUUUUAUUUGAAAGUAUUAAUGGCAAACCUGAAAGUCCAGCCCAUACAGCCUCUCAGUACCAGCAGGCUUUGGAAGAAAUAGAAAGGCUGAAAAAACAGUGUAGUGCUUUGCAACAUGUAAAGGCUGAGUGUAGUCAGUGUUGUAAUCCCGAGAGUAAAAGGGACAUGGACGAAAUGGCUGUGCAGCUGGACCAUGUCUCUAAACAGCUGGACAGGUGCAUCGUUGAGCGGGACCAAUACAAGACCGAGAUUACGUUAUUGGAAAUGGAAAAAUCACAAAUUCAUUCCCAAUGUGAACAACUUAAAACAGAAAUUGAGCAGUUAAAAUCUACAAGGCGACAAAUGGGAACAGAUGUUUCAACUUCAAAUAACAUCAAGGAGCCUGUAAAUCACUUGGAUGGGGAAAGCCUCAAGCUUCGAUCUCUGCGCGUCAACGUGGGGCAGCUGCUGACUAUGAUUGUUCCUGAUCUUAAUCUCCAGCAAGUGAAUUACGACGUUGAUGUGGUUGACGAGAUCUUGGGGCAGGUUGUGGAACAAAUGAGUGAAAUCAGUAGUACAUAAGACAGACCUCAAGGGAAAUAAUAAAACAUGUACCCAGUCCUUGGCGGUGUAUAGCUUUCACAUGUACAUAGUUUGGUUUUAUAGAUAAGGUGGACAAGGUGGACGGACGGCCGGCUGCAGAACCCUCAUCUUCACUGCACUUCAUGCACAGAAUGCUGUGAUGCCGUGCUAUUUACUUUGUGAAAUAAACACCUAUGAAUGGUUGCAUCGGGCAGCUGAAUGGCUAACUUAGGAUUGCGUUUUGAAUGUAAAUAUUUGUAAUUAAGCCUACACAUAUUUUUUUAUUGCUCUGAAGUACGUGUUUUUCACCAAGAGCUUUUCAAGUUAUCCCUAAGCUUGAUGCAGUUUUUUUCUUGUUUCCAAAAGUAUUUUUCUCCGAAUUGAUGGCUGUCCCCAUAAUACAAACAUGAAACAAUACCACCUUUGGUUUUCUUAAAAUAUGAUUGAUAAGAUUUUUUGCCAGGAUUUUUCUGGUGCUGAAAUUGCCAACAGGCUUAAAUACAAAGUGUUUUUAUAGGACAAAGAAAUGAUCUUCAGUAAAAGUAUUAAAAAUAGUAAGUGGAUCACCAGGUUUACUUUAAAGCCCAUUUUGGGCUGUUUAUUCAGCAUGGAAUGGGCACUAUCAUUAUUUAAUAUUUCUUUCUGUGAAAUUUCCUCUCUAGCGUUGUGUAAGGUUACUACAGAUUAACUUAAGUUGAAGAAGACAGUCUUUCUUGAACAGUUGCUGCAUACUUCGACCGUACUCCAGAUCUCAGCAUGCUGCAUCCAGGAGCCUGCAGCAUACUGCCCUGGGGUUAUAGUAUUUCAGGCCAGAAGAUAGGUUUCAUUGGUUUCAUGGUUGUGCAAUCCUAACAAGGCUUUCUAUUAAAUAUAUAACUGUAUAUAAUUAAGAAUCAUAUUUUCCACAACAAAAUAAGCGUUAUUUUUUCCAAAGGUUUAUCAUUGCUAUUUAUUUUUACUUUUAUUUCUGAAAAUUCAACACAUACUCAUUUUGUAUGUUUGUUUAAUUACAUGUACAUCAUAUAUAAUGAAAAAAAUGUAUAAUACCUUGUGGAAGGAACAAGUAAAUGGAGGUUGUUUUUAUUUGCUUGUUCAGUAAUUGAAAGUGUAUUUUUGGUAUGAAGCUGGGAUUCUGUCACAGUUGUAACUUCCCAAAUUUAAAAAAAUCUUAUAAUAAAAAUAUAUGAUGGCUAA